This is a messenger RNA of Annulohypoxylon maeteangense, 1422 nucleotides long. Its product is annotated as alpha/beta hydrolase fold protein. Lineage: Eukaryota; Fungi; Ascomycota; Sordariomycetes; Xylariales; Hypoxylaceae. The transcript is spliced from 2 exons. Bases 228 to 1313 code for a protein of 361 amino acids. Gene Ontology annotation, molecular function: hydrolase activity. The record is from RefSeq and is a predicted model, not a curated record.
ACCUAUAUGUGACUACCUUGAUGUACUCUUAUCUCUUCUAACUGAGGACAAAAUUCCACGAGAAACCUUAAUAAUUGCGACUCCAUCGAUGGGCUUAGUAUGAUCUAGAGCUAUUCCUGGAUCUCCACGAUCCCCCCCUCAUUGCCGUUUCAUAUAGAAAGUCUAAGCUUGGAGAGACUAAGACACCUACCUACCUACUCAAUCAAAACUUGCAUAUUACUCCAGCCAUGGGUUCCAACGAGGUACCAUCUGUUGUUAAUCCGUUACACCCCUCGAUAGUCGACAAGGUAGAUCCGAUCUUUGCCGAGAUCUACAAUCGCUACCAAGCACCCCAGCUGCGAGCAGACCAAGUUCCGUAUGAGGUAUACAACAAAGACAGACCCAAGUAUACCUUUCCGACUGCCAAGGUCAGCGCUGGGGCCCCGGAUGUAGCCAGCAAUACCAUCUACAAGAUCCCCGUCUCGAACCCUUCUGGCGAGAUAGCUAUACAGGUGUAUGUACCGACCCCGGACGCAAUUGCCAGUGGUGGGCUCGAGAAGGAUGGAUUACUACCGGCGCUUGUCAAUUUCCACGGUGGUGGUUUCGUCAUUGGAGGGUUGGAAUCGGACGAGUCUUUCUGUCGAACCCUCUGUCAACGACUUGGCAGCAUUAUAGUCAACGUCGACUAUCGACUUGCUCCAGAGUAUCCACACCCUGUAUCUGCAACGGAUAGCUGGGAGGCGUUGAAAUGGACGUUUGGGAAUGCGGGGAAGUUGAAGAUAGACCCUUCUCGCGUAGCAGUUAGUGGUCUUUCAGCCGGAGGUUGUAUUGCAGCAGUGCUUGCCUUGCUGGCUCGGGACGAACCAAGUGUACCGAAUCUAGUCGCGCAAGUGCUCAUCGUGCCUGUGAUCGACGCAAGAUAUAUCCCGACGGAGGGUUCAUGCGACCCUGCGAAGACACCGUACAAGAGCUACGUUGAUUUCGAGUUCGCUCCCAUGUUGCCUCUCCACCGUCUGGUCUGGUUCUACAACCUGUGGAUAGGGACGGAUGAAAGCCGCGCAGAGAAAGCGAACGAUUUCCGUGCAUCGCCUAUUGUUGCAGAGUCGCACGCGAAUCUCGCGCCAGCUAUUAUACGAUGUGCUGAAAUCGAUCCGCUCGUAUCGGAGGGUAUUGCGUACCACGAGAAGCUGACGGCAGCCGGGACUCCUAGUAAACUGAAGAUAUAUAAGGGACAAGGACAUCCCUUUGGUCAUUGGGACGGGGCGAAUCCAACUGCGAAAGAGUUCGUUAGCGACUGUAUCAGUGAGUUGAGAGCAGCAUUUGCCACGAAAUAGGGGGUGUUUCCAUGUAUAAAUGUAUCUACCAUUGUUACGAUUUGCAAAGGAGUUCAGAUUACACUAGGUUAGUCUCUGACAUAAGAAUGAAUGAAAAUAAUUACACUGG